UCUGCAAACGGGGCAGGAACUAGAGGGGUAUCUGCUGAUCGGUGUUGGUUGCAAGGAGCAGUCGGGAGACCACGGAGAAGUGGCGAGGAGAGGAGAGGACUUCGACCAUGCGGAUGUAACCAUUGCACGGGGAAGUUUCCAGCGGCGAAACUUUCAGCCAGAACUUUAACCGAGGGAGACGGCGCACGGGAGAAGGGAGAUUGCAACAUGGACAAGGCUAUUAAGGAGGGGCAGUUGCAUAUCUUGCAGCCCAAGUUCGGCAAGAAGAAUUGUUGGAAGAAGAAUUGGUUUGUGCUGUACCCGGCCAGUCAGCAUGGGAUCUCCCGGCUGGAAUUCUUCGACAGCAAGGAGAACGUGUCCGAAAAGCAGACGACCAAAAAGAUGGACAAGAAGAUAAUCCGCCUGUCCAAUUGCAUUAGGAUCACGCACGUGGCCAGCGAGGUGUGUCCGAAGGAUUGCAUGUCAGCGUUCGCCAUCGAAACCGAGGACAAGCUCUACACCUUUGCUGCUGAGAAGUCGACCAGCGCGGAAUGGGUGGAAAAACUCUGCGAGACGGCUUUCCCGCCUCCUCCCACGGACAUCAGUCACGGAACAAAACCUUUGGAGAUGGCGGAGAACAGUAUCUACUAUUCCCGGUCGGAAGUGACCGAGUUCUGGGUGAGCGUGCAGAAGACAGAAGCGGCAGAGAGGUGCAACCUCCACGGCACGUACAUCCUGAAAGCGGACAAGGAGAGCUUGGUACUGAAGGACACCAAGACCAACGAAGUUCUGUACAACUGGCCGUACAAGCUGCUGCGUCGCUAUGGACGGGAUAUGGUCAUGUUUUCCUUCGAGGCCGGGCGGCGCUGUGAUUCCGGUCCGGGCAACUUCACCUUCGAGACCAAGCACGGCAACGACGUCUUCCUGAUUGUGGAGAGCAAAAUCCAGGAGCAGAAGGCCCAGGCGGAGGAGAACCAUCGGGGUCUUCACCUCUUGGAAACCGGGGACCGGAGCGGCUCGUCAGACUCGCUCACCACGGAGCCGUCUCCUCCGAGCUCGGUGGGGACGAGCGCCGGCUCCGGGGCCAAGGGAAGCCCCGGCGGCCGAGCCGGUGGCGGGAUGGGACCGCCGGCGAAAACGGAGCAAGCGGGAAAUAGGGGCGUGGAGGAGAAAGGCCUGACCAAGCACCUGAAGACCCGCAGCCUGCCUGACCCCCCGAAGCUGGGGCCGCCGACCCCACCGCGAUCCCCUGUGCCCAAGCACAUGGCCAACUCCGACCCCAGCUCCAUCUACUCUGACCCGCUGGACGCCAUUGGCAAGCGUAGCUUGGACUGCCCGUACUCCGAUCCGCUGGACAGCAUCCCCAAGGACCCCGCCGGGAUCCACCCUCCGCCCCGCGUGGGCUCCAAGGAGCGGAGGGGCGCGGAGCCUCUGUACGCGGACAUAUACGAGCGGGUGAACUACGACUUCUCCCGUGUGGCAGUCUCCGCCCCGAGGUCGGACGAGCACAUCUACGACGAGCCCGAGGGCCGGGCCUUCCAACAUCUACCCGAGGGCAGGUCCCCUCAACCCCUCCCUGCCACCGCCAACAUCUACGACCAGGCCAAGCAGCAAGGGGAACAGGAUUCCUGGAAAGAUAAGGCAUCCUGCGCUUCCUCCCCAAAACAUUAUGUGCUACCCCCCCCGAGGGGCGGCAAGAAGUUGAUUGGCAAACCUCAGAAGCCCAAGUCCAAACCAUUGCCUGCGCCCAAACCACCCAACAGGUUGUACGCGAAGGACCCGAAAGAGGUUGGAAAGGAACAGGCCAACCCCGGGACCGAGAGGUCAGUGGUCAAGAACAACUUUAACAGCUCAAAUAACUGUAUUUACAGCAAGGUUGUGAAGAACAAAAAAACAGAAAAAGAGUUGUCCGUUGAUGAAUUCACCAUUAACCAGGACUCUGUUUACGAAGAUCUGGGGAACCUCUGAUGGGCCCCAUCUCAAAUUAAUUUUGGGUCUUGGAAACAGAAUGUGCUUCUUUGCAGAGGAUAUUAGUCUAACCUGGCAUCAUGUUCCAGCAUGGACAUUGUGGGCCGAAGGGCCUGUUCCUGUUCUGUACUGUUCUGUGUUCUUUGUCCACCUCGUUUUCCAAAGAUCCCGGGCACUGCCUUAAACAAGGAUAAAGCAUUGGGCAGUCCUGUACGAACAGCCAACACAGGGAUAGCUAACGUUGUUCUUGUUUUUCUUCAAGAGUCAAGAGUGUAUUAUUGUCAUUUGUCCCAGACAGAAGAACGAAAUUCUUACUAGCAGCAGCACGGCAGAAUAUGUAAACAUAAUACUCUGCAACUUCUGUCCCUCUGUUCGGCAUGCCAGCAAAAAGCAGAUAGGUCUUAGACACACUGAUUAUAGUAAAUGUUGGAUUGGCGCGGACCCGGUGGGCCGAAGGGCCUGUUUCCGCGCUGUGUCUCUAAACUAAAAGGAGUAAGGUACCUUUUUAAAUGUGAAAGUCCAAUUUUUGAUUUUAAUGUGCUUUUGCUCAGCCUCUCUCAGAUCAGCAUUUACAUGCAUGACCAAGGCUGGGUUAAUGAACGACUGUUUUAAUUUCUGUCAGCCAUCCACUUGCCCACCUCUCAAUCCCAGUUCUGUGCAACGGUGUGGAAUCAGGUCGUGAGUGGGAGGAGCAGAAUUAGGCCAUUCGGCCCAUCGUCCACUCCGCCAUUCAAUCACGGCUGAUCCAUCUCUCCCUGCUAACCCCAUUCUCCUGCCUUCUCCCCGUAACCCCGUGACACUCUUUCCAGGAACGGCUUCCCGGAGAGCUCACGUUAGGUCAGAGGUUUGACGCUUGGCGGCGAGCUCAUAGUUGACUGGACUGCGACGAAGGCGAGGGGGGUGGGAGGCGGAGAAGAUGGAGGAGGGGACAGAUCUCCUUGGAAAGAUGCAUGAGAGAGAGAGAGAGAGAGAGAGGGUCCACUUUGUGGAAGUAGAUGUGCCAGAAGGAACUGCAGAUGCUAGUUUAACACCGAAGAUAGACACAAAAUGCUGGAGUUGACACGAAACGUCGCCCAUUCCUUUUAUCCAGAGAUGCUGCCUGUCCCACAGCUUUUUGUGCCUAUCAUCAUGGAAGAUGUUUCCUGACACCGCACAACCACAAUGGAAGGCUGUGCAAAUGGUGACAGUGACCUUGGCAGGAGACUUUUUAUCCACAAACUACUUAUGGUGUAAGAGAACAGGGUACUCUCCAAAUACCUGCUGGAAAGAUUAUUUUUAUGUAUUAAAAAUAACAGUUUAUAAAGAUUUAGAUUUUUUUUAUUAACUAAAUUCUUUCUUUGACUGUUGUGUAUUCUGAAGCUGUUAAUUAUUUGUAAAAAUCGUCCAUUUAUAAAGAUGUGUGAAUUUGUUCAGUU
Leucoraja erinaceus (little skate) is the source of this 3362-nucleotide messenger RNA. It is a transcript of the gene dok1b, whose product is annotated as docking protein 1b. The transcript is spliced from 5 exons. Gene Ontology annotation, biological process: positive regulation of MAPK cascade; cell surface receptor protein tyrosine kinase signaling pathway. Gene Ontology annotation, cellular component: cytoplasm. NCBI's taxonomy places the organism in Eukaryota, Metazoa, Chordata, Chondrichthyes, Rajiformes, Rajidae. The record is from RefSeq and is a predicted model, not a curated record. The coding region runs from base 208 to 1947 and encodes 579 amino acids.